Molecule: messenger RNA, 4838 nt
Organism: Lates calcarifer (barramundi perch)
Lineage: Eukaryota; Metazoa; Chordata; Actinopteri; Centropomidae
Gene: kctd17
Product: potassium channel tetramerization domain containing 17
Exons: 7
Coding region: 133-1071 (312 amino acids)
Biological process (GO): proteasome-mediated ubiquitin-dependent protein catabolic process; protein homooligomerization
Cellular component (GO): Cul3-RING ubiquitin ligase complex; cytoplasm
Molecular function (GO): cullin family protein binding
Source: RefSeq, a predicted model, not a curated record
UGAUCUUUGAGUGUGCGCGUUGGGGGCGGAGCGUGCUCGGUUAGUAACGGAGAGAAAAAGCCGAGGUAACAUCGGGCGCUGACGGACGCCCUCGCCCGUCUUCCCUUCGUGUCUAACGGCUUCUUCCCGCAAAUGGCAACGACGGUGGACGAUCAGCGGGAACCGGCGGACGUCGCUGCGUUGUCGACGCACCACGGUUGCCACCACCACAACAGCAACAACAACAACAACAAUAACAACAACAACAAAGACAGCGAGGCGGGAGAGAGCGCGACCUCCGCCACCUCCAGCGCGACCGAAUCCGGCGGCGGUGGCGGCGGGACGGCGUCGCAGAGCAUCGGUAACGGCUCGGUCAUCAACCCCAGCGGGGGGAGUAACGGGAAGUGGGUCCGACUGAACGUUGGCGGCACGGUGUUCCUCACGACGCGGCAGACCCUCCUCAAGGAGCAAACUUCGUUCCUGUACCGGCUGUGCCAGCAGCAGGACCUGCACUCAGACACGGAUGAGACGGGGGCCUACGUGAUCGACAGAGACCCCACCUACUUUGGUCCCAUCCUCAACUAUUUGCGGCACGGCAAACUGGUCUACAACAAGGAGCUGGCUGAGGAAGGUGUCCUGGAGGAGGCCGAGUUUUACAACAUUACACCACUGAUCAAACUGAUCAAGGAGAGGAUCGUGGAGAGGGACUCCAAAGCCACGCAGCAGGUGCCCCCCAAGCACGUCUACCGGGUGUUGCAGUGUCAGGAGGAGGAGCUGACCCAGAUGGUCUCCACGAUGUCGGACGGCUGGAAGUUUGAGCAGGUCAGCGUGCGCGCCUGCAGAAAGCCCCGCACCGGACUGCUCUGGACUAUGGUGAACAUCGGCUCGUCGUACAGCUACGGGACGGAGGACCAGGCCGAGUUUCUGUGCGUCGUAUCCAAGGAGCUUCACACGCCUGGAUCUGGACUAGGCACAGAGCAGAGCCACAAAACUAAGCCGGCGGAGAUGCAGGAGGAGGAAGCAGCGAAGGAGGAGGAGGAGGAGGAGGAGGGAGGGAGAGAUACCACACCAAAUGAGUGGCUUAGAGAAUGAGGGAGUCAUGUUUCUUUGUUCCAAAGAGAGGCGGGAAUGGCUUUUCCAGAUCCAUGGGUCCCGGAUGUAAAAAAAACUAAACAAAACAAAAAGAAUAUAAGUUAUUUUUUUUAGGCUUACUACGACAUUCUGUAUGUGGUGUGUUUGUGUGUCGCGUCAACAGACAGUCAUCAAACACAUUUGUAGCAUAGUCAUCAGUUUGUCGACAAAAUGCCAGUUAGAAAGAUUAUCAAAUGACCAAAAAUAAUAAUAAUAAAAAAAACGAAUUCAUCAGAAAUAUUUUUCAAUCAAACUGAUUUUAUUUGUAGAAAUAAUCAUGUGUUGGUGUGUCCAAAUGUUACAUUGCCAAGGGCAACAGUGGAGCUUAGUAAAUUACAACCAAAGAUCCAGAUUAAAACUGGCUGAACCAAGGUGCUUAACUAAAAUAUGACAGAGAAAAUCAAAUCUGCCUGGAGAAAAUAGAUGAUUUAACAGAUAAUGGAUGGUGGAAAAGAAUCUGGUUGCAUCUGCGUUGUGACGUUUUUGGUAUUUACCACUUAAUCAGAAUCAAACCAAUACUCCAGAGUUUGUUUUCCUCCCAGUGAUGGAUGCAGUUGAUCCACAAAGUCUAUUCUUCACCUUGACUGAGAAACAAACAACCACAGAGAUCCCACCAGCCGUUGACUGCAAACAUUUUAAAACGACCAACUUUACUUUGUCGUUAAGCUUGUAGAAAAUAAUGAUGGAAAUUUAGCUAUCUGUCACUCUGGGGGAGCAGAUCAUGGCCUUGCGAGUCGGUGUGCUUUCAGCUCUGAGUCUGGUGUGUUGACCCGUUGGUUUAAUCUCGCUGUAUUCAGUCUUUAUGGGCUUGGUCGGCUUUAAAUUGCCAGAUAAAAAUGCUAUAACUGCAGAGAAACAAGGGUGUUAAGGUCAUAUUUUACUGGUAGCCUUACAAAGGCUUCAUCUGGCUACAGCUUAGAGCAAGAACAGCCACACACUGCUCUACAUUUUACCCCGAUACACACCUGCAUCACCCCGUGCUGGUGCAUGCUCAGCAGCAGCAGCAGCAGCCGCUGUGUCGUUGUCUCAGUCUGUCGCCCUGGCCGGGAUCCAGAGCCAGCUUUGGCUCCAGCUGACAGAGAGAUGUUGGCAUGAGUCAGGAAAGACUUGAACAGAGAGAGACACAGAGAAGGGUAGAGGGAGGGAGAGGGUGAGACAGAGUGAGGUGAGUCACUGUUUUGUUAUAGUGAUAGUUAACGUGUUCACUGUCAGUGUUUGUUAAAAUAAUAAGAACAGCACUUAACUCAAUCUGCCGCAGUGCAGGUGUGUGAUUGAGAAGCUAGUUAAGACCACACAUGACUUUUAACGACCUCUGCUGGCAAAUUUUAGGAACUGCACCAUAGAUCAAAUUUGACCCACCCCCUGCACAGGUCUGUGGCACAACACUUGACAGUAGUUUGUAAUGGUGUGUAAUGAAAUGAACUGUGUGGAUGAAGUGGAAGGUGUCACACACUUUCACAGCAGUUAAGCUGUACUUGCUGAACGCUAGAGAAUAAAAGGUUACUUAAAAUAACAGGGUGUUCAGUUUUUAUCAGCAGGUAAUUACGUGUAAAUACUCAUCUAGCACAUAUGUCUGCAAUAGCUCAAUGUCAAGUCUUAGCUUAUCAGAGAACAGUUAUCAACCAAAUGAAAUGUAGAAAAUACAUCAUAGAACAGAUGCUAACGUGGAAAUGGGGCAGCACUUUGGCUCUCUAAGUGUUUUUUCUUUUUGUUUGGAGGCAUAAAUAACAACAAUAAUUGAGUUAAUCCACAGUGGUAGGAGCCAAACAACCACAGCAGAAAAAUAUCACACCAAAAAAUGGAAAAGAAGAAAUGGUAGCCAUACAAAGUUAGCUACCUAGCCCAGUUGACAUUCCAAAUUAGCCAUACUAGCCAAAUUAGCUAUACUAGCCAACAGCCUGUCUAGAUAAGAUGGUCUCAAACAUCUUGUAAUGCAUGGCAAUGAGUGAUUGAAAUAAGAGAGCAGUGUCAUCUUUAUUUAUGUUCACAGAUAUACAGUUUUUUAAGAGGUUAAUUUCCUUAAAACAGCGUGGCACUGUUAGCUAACAUUAGCUAAAAUUAGCUAGCAUCAAGCACAACAGUGCAGUUCUUUGGCUCUGCUCACUGAGGUUUACCUCCAUAGAUAUUAUUUCUGCCUCUGUAGCCAUAUUAAGUGUUGGCUGUCAGCAGUUUGUGUCUUUGCUGACUCCUGUGUAACAACAACCAGCAAAACGUACAGGAAACACAAAUACACUCGAGCUGUUUUAUACAGGCAAUAGGCAGUUAGAGUCACAAUGUGAGACAAUCUAGACAAAAAGAUCAUGGCUGGCAACUUUUUUGUAACAUUUUGAUAAUUAAAUCUGAAAAAAUAGGCAGCAAAUACAAUAUUGUGUGUUUGUAUGUGUGUGUGCAUAAGAUUAAGUGUCUUGUCCAUGUAUAGCGUUACAUAGAAACAGUUAUCAUGGACCUUUAGGAUCCUUGCAAUACCUUAUUAGCUGGAUUAGGAGAAUACAAUAAAUGUUAGAAUAGUGACGAUACAGAUACUCAUCAUGCUUAUGAUAAUCAUAACAGUGAUAUUAGCAGGAGGGAGAAGACUGAAAGAGACACAGUCAUGUUUAUUGUUUUGUUACUUCAGCUUUUUCUGUGACUCUUUUUAACUUGGAUCAUUCGGUGCCUUGAGUUCAAGCAGCAAAACUGGCGUGUCUAAAGACCAACACGCCACAAUGAUCACUGGUGUUAUUACAUGCAUUUUUUAAAGUAACUGUAAUAUUUUAGUCAAAAAUGGGUAGUUUGCAGCCUCACUCAGAGUUCAGUCUUGGUUGUGUAUUUUCUUUUGUAAAUUUCUUCUAAUCUAUUUGAGGUUUUUUUUGUUUUUCCAAGUGUUAAAGCAGAUAUAGAAAGUACACACACUGAGGUUAUGCUGUUUAAAGCAAUUCUUGUAGAAGGUUUAAACUGUUGUGUAAAAUGUCAUGCCUUUUUUAUUUUUGAUGUUUAAUUUAUUCCUGACGUUUUUGUUUUUUUUUAUGUUGAACAGCAAAAAGAAUUUGGGUUUUGAUUUUUUUUUAGUGUGUGUGGUUGGGGGGGGGGGGGGUUGAUGUCAUCUUUGGGUGACUUUUGCUUUUUUCUACUUGAAAACUAGCUUUUAGGUUUCACUGACUUGAUGAUCUACAAAUAUUAUAUAAAAAUAUGUUCAUAGUUUUUGGUCUAAGUUCACAUCAAUGCUGUUGAAGGGAUUUUACCCCAAGAAUAGAGUUAAGAGCUUUCCCAUCACCAUUAGGUUAGUUUUAUAAACCUCAAUUUGCAUAUCCAGAUACCUUUGAAUUUAUUCAUUUGUAUUCUAUUUGUUGGAAGGUUUCUGCUGUACAAUAGAGUGUGUUUUCAUAUGGUAUUUGACAUGUACAAGUCUACAUACAGUAGCAGUCCUUUUAUUAUUCUGUGCAAAAAAAAAAAAACAGUCAGAAAGAAAAAAAACACAUCUUUAUCUGAUGCUGGAGUUUCUGUUUUCUGCUGUCCAUAUGCUGUCAUGUCUGUAUACAUAAAACAAUGUGACACAUGAAAUGUAAGGCCUCAGUUAAACCUGUAAAGGCUCCAAGAGACGCUCUGUGAUUUAAUUCAGCUGUAUUUCAUCAGGACCUGAACAACAUACAACAUGUUCAAUAAUGUGAUGGAAGGUAAAAAAAAUUCUCAAUGUAAAUGAAUGUCACCAUUCUCAACAAAAAAAUAAAAUUUAUCCUUUGGUUUAAAAUACA